This is a messenger RNA of Rotaria sp. Silwood1, 674 nucleotides long. Lineage: Eukaryota; Metazoa; Rotifera; Eurotatoria; Philodinida; Philodinidae. The record is from the annotation of a GenBank genome assembly.
AUUGAACACAUAAAAAAGUAAAAGUCGAAAAAAUAAAUACUAAACUAACGUAUUUCAAUGUGCUUCAUCUAUUUAAGACUUAACCCGUUUGUAGAUGAAUACAAGCAAUAGGAACGAAAUAAAGAAAAAGUAUAACACUGACCUAAAGUAAAAUAGAAAUAUAUUUAUUUCAUAUAAUGGCAGCUUUAUAACAACAUUGAAAAAAUUUAAGUGUUUCAUUAGUUGAUGCUAUAUUAACUAUUUCUAUGAAUAGAUCUAAAUUUAAUGCAGUGUCUAUUGGAUUACUCAAUGAUCUUGAACAAGCUUUUGAUCAUGCUUCAAAAAAUGAUCAUAUUAAAGGUGUUCAUCUACGUUCUAAUUUUAGUUCGACAUUUUCUGCUGGUCUUGUUCUUUUUGAUAUGCAUGAACGAUGUGCUAAACGUCAUCAGCCAAUAAUUGAUAAAUUCGUCUUUGAUACAAUUAACCGUGGUGCAAUAGCACCUCUGCGUUGUUCAAAACUAGUUGCAUGUUCACUUGAUGGUCAUGCUAUUGGUGCUGAAUCAUCUGUUGGUGUACCAUUUCCUCCAAUACCACUUGAAAUUAUGCGACAUCAACUUGAACCACAACUUGUUCAUCGAUUAAUAUUUGAUGCAAAUAUUACAUCAUCAAAUGAUUUUUCAAUUCGAUGUGAAUGA